GAGAGACUUCAGCGCGUUACUUCAAUGCCGUAUGCGUAUCGAUCAUAUUAACUUUCUAAUGUUUGAAAGAAUUCAUUAAGGAAUGCGCGGGUCUCCUUUGUCAAUUAGCCGGAUCUGCAAGCUGCAAGACCAAUAUUGACAGCAUAGAGGGGGCAAAAUGGGCGGUCGAUCGGGCGGGAUCUGACCGAACCGGACGAAAAGCGAGGUUGUUCUCUCCGUGAACGCAGUAUAGAGUCUCUGAUGCCAGAACGAGGUCCAGCGCAGAGUGCUCUGCGCAUCACAUGUACGCGAUUCACGCUGGCAUCACUGCUGCCAAUAGUCAUACUGGACUCUAUUCUUCAAUCGCCAGAUGUCAUUGGCAUCUUCGUCCAUGGUUGGGAGUUAUGUGUGAAUAUACUGUGCGAGUAUUAUCGCGACUGCAAUAUUUUCUCCCUUGACUCUUUUAUUUGAAGUAUUCUGAAAUCAUCGAGAAUCACUGAAAUUCAUCAAAAAUAUGAUAAAUCGUGUUCGGCCUCGUCUUGUGACCUUCGACGUGACCGGCACGCUGUUAAUGACGAAACUCGAAGAACAUUACGUCGAGAUUGGUUCUCAACAUGGUUUAUUCAUUGAGCCGAAAAAAUUGGCGCGAAGUUUUAAAAGCAAUUUCACGCAACUUAGCAAGGAGCACCCGAUAUAUGGCAAGCACACUGGUUUGGGAUGGGAGAAUUGGUGGAGAACAAUUGUGCAUAAUGUAUUCAGAGAUCAACAUGCUUCUGUGUCAAAGGAUGAAUUGAACAGGGUCGCUGACAGCCUGAUAAGUUGCUAUGGCACCAGCAGAUGCUGGCACAAGUAUCCUGGUACUAUUGAUCUACUCGACUUCCUGCGAAGAAGGAAUGUCAUUCUGGGUGUCAUUUCGAAUUUCGACGAACGAUUAGAAUCAAUCCUCAAGGAUACUCAAAUUCACCAAUAUUUUACCUUUGUUUUAACUUCGUACAAUCUUGGUGUAGAAAAGCCGAGCUUGCCGAUAUUCGAGGAAGCGUUAAGAUUAGUGAAGUAUCUUCGAGAAGAGGAAAUAUCGCCUCAGGAAGCGACCCAUAUCGGUGAUAGAUUGGACAAUGAUUAUUUUGGAGCGAAAAACGCCGGUUGGAAUGCUUUGUUAAUUAAACAUGAGGAUGAAAUUGAUGAAAGCAAAAUAUCCAAGGAAGAUAUUUUUGGAAGUUUGAAGGAGCUUCAAGAACACUAUAGGAGGAUAUUUGGAACGAAUUACAUAAUGCGAUGAUAUUAUAUCUAUUAUUUGAAUAAUAUUAGAUUUAUAUAGUAAAACAAUUUUAUAAUGAUAUAGAAUUAUUUCAAUUAUAUUUAUAUUUGGUAGCAAUUUGUAUAAAAAACAAUUUGAUCAGGAGAAAUGAGUACACAAGUUUGAUUUAAUCUUUUUUUAUCUUGUAUUUUAAUCUCUGCAUAUAUUUAGUGUAUUAGGUAUUUAUAGAUAUUUAAAUAUGAAUAUUUGGUAAAUGUGAUAUAUGAUAAAUUAUAUACUUGUUAAAAUAAUCAAGAAGAAUCUUUAAUCUGGUUUUAAUAAUCAUCAAAUAAUUAUGUAGAUGUGAACAAAGGGAACAAUAACAACUCUAUUAUCAAGACACAUA
Molecule: messenger RNA, 1622 nt
Organism: Formica exsecta
Lineage: Eukaryota; Metazoa; Arthropoda; Insecta; Hymenoptera; Formicidae
Product: rhythmically expressed gene 2 protein-like
Exons: 2
Coding region: 494-1258 (254 amino acids)
Source: RefSeq, a predicted model, not a curated record